AUUUUUCGGAAGCAAAUUGGGUUGAAGAUUGAGUAUGGCAACCUUUCUAAUUUUUUAGGCUUUAUUGAAUUGUUGGAUAAGUUGAAUUGCGAGCAGUCUGAAUUUACAGUAAAUGCAAUGCACUUACUUGUACUGCUUUCUUCUGCUAAGAAAGUCGCUGUAUUGACAUGCAAAAGUAAUCCAUUUAUUUGAUUGGUAUUAUAUUUUCACAUGAUCAAGGCACGCACAUCUGCAUAGAUAUUCAUGUACAUAUGGUGUACUUUGAGGGGAAUAGCAAAAUCUUUCGUGCUGUCUGUCAUAUCUUUUCAUUGUAUGUUAUUUAUUAAUUUGUGCUCCCUUCUUCACUGGCAUGUCCUUACUACACUUAAAUUUUUGCCUGGAGGCUUCCAAUCCUAGUUUCACUCAAUACGAGCCAAACUUCUAACCAAUUUGGUACUUCCGCAGCCCUCUCAUUGUUGCUUUCCCGGCUAAAAGCUGCUUUGAGGUGCUUUCAAUUGAUUAGAGCGUUUAGUUUUAGCUUACUUUAAGCUAAAGAAAAAUUGAUUCUCACGGUGUUUAUUACAGCUUUUAGCUUUUUUAAAGAUGUGAAAGAAUAAAGUGUUUUUGAAAUUUCACACAGAUACCCUGUAAUUUGCUUUAAAAAGAAAAACCAAUCCAUAACAGGGCAUGAAAAUGAGGUUUCACUGAGGAAAAUGAGGUAGAAGGUGUUAUGGUGGGAGUAAUACAAAGAUUUGUUAUUGCGUCUAUGUUUAUGUGGGCCGCUCCUGUUGCUAUUUUAUAUGGUUUCAACCAUAAUUUCUUUCCUGGUUCUACUCAAUUGUCUCCUUAUUCUGUUACAUUGUUGAGCGGCUUCCUAGCUGUCAUAUCUGUGAAUAUGGUUAUCGCAUUCUACAUUUAUAUGGCAAUGAAGGAACCAUCAUAUAAGCACGAGCCCGAUCCUAGAUUCCUUGCAGAGGCCAAGGCUAGUAUUCAGCACUCUGAAUCAACUGAACUUGAGGAUUCCUCAAGAACACGGACGAAACAAGAGUAGCUCUGUCUGGUUGCUGUCUCUCAGCCGCUGGAUUGUAUUAAAAAGAAAAUGUGCCAGCACAAUGACUUGUUAAUUGAGAAAAUGUGCCAGUACAUUGACUUACUAAUUGCAUGCUAAUGCGACAAAUUAAUUUUCCCUAGUCAUGGUUCUGUUAUAGUGCUGGAGAUAGUGUUGGCAAAUUUCGCCAGAUAACAACAGUAGAACUGGAAUACACUACUGUAAUUUUAGAGGGCUGGUAGUCCAGCUACAUUGAUUCAUCUUCUUCACGGUAUUGUCUUAGUUAUUGUCAUUCCAUCGGCUUAUUUGAUUUACUAUUUUUACUUUUUGCCAUUUUUGUUGUUCUAUGUCCAAGGGGGACCAUACCAUAGGUUUUGACUCUUCAAACACAGGAGUAUUGAGUUGUAGGUUGAACUUUGGAGCUUCUUUCUUGAUAUCAAGCUUCCAAAUUCACAUUUAUCAUAUAUUGAGCAUAGUGAAUCU
This is a messenger RNA of Coffea arabica (coffee), 1510 nucleotides long. NCBI's taxonomy places the organism in Eukaryota, Viridiplantae, Streptophyta, Magnoliopsida, Gentianales, Rubiaceae. The record is from RefSeq and is a predicted model, not a curated record.